Molecule: messenger RNA, 1332 nt
Organism: Diachasmimorpha longicaudata
Lineage: Eukaryota; Metazoa; Arthropoda; Insecta; Hymenoptera; Braconidae
Product: zinc metalloproteinase nas-13-like
Exons: 4
Coding region: 354-1289 (311 amino acids)
Biological process (GO): proteolysis
Molecular function (GO): zinc ion binding; metalloendopeptidase activity
Source: RefSeq, a predicted model, not a curated record
AGGGUACAUUACCAUGUGAAUAAAAACUAGAGUCAAUGACAUUGUUAAGAUUGCCGACUGUGCAAAUAAUUGAUUGUGUUUAGUUUGGUGGAGUGUUUCAGCAAUGUCAAAUAUCAGAUACACCUUGAGACGAAAGGCCGGCCCCCACACAAAUUUCAUUUCACACAUUUUUUUUUUUUUAUGAUAAAUUGCGCGUUUCCGGUGGACAAGACACUAUCAGUCGUAUCCCCGACGCUUCCGCGACACUCUUGGUAUUAAUCAGGGGGAUUAACCAGACAGGAGAGUAUAAAAACACUAGGCUGUGAAGCUUGUACGUCAGUGAUCUGGAAACCCGGUGGACAUACCCUGUCGAGAUGACGUCCCCAAUAUUUUCCGUCUUGUUGAUUUGUUUUAUCAAUUCGGUGAUCUCUUGGCCAUUUGUCUGGCGGAGAGAUGUGGGCAAUAACGAUUUGGAGGGGUCUAAUGAAUUGCUGACUCACCUGGGGCACUUGGAGGAGACAAUGUUUGGUGUACCGAGCAAUGAGACAGGUGCAAAGGUCGCUGGGUGGAGCGAGGAUUUGGGAAUUAAUCCGGAGGAGAUGGGAGAAUAUGCAGAGGGUGAUAUACUUUUCCCUGUGGGGCUCUCGAGGAAUGGACUCCUUGCGCAGUCCUCGCGGUGGCCUGAGGGAGUCAUUCCGUACAUGAUCAGCCCGUACUUCAAUGCCAAUCAGAAAGCCCUCAUCAUGGAUGCAAUGAACGAUUACCAUGAAAAUACCUGCAUUCGAUUCAUCCCCUACGCCGGUGUCCAGAGUGAUUAUAUUCGCAUAACUGCUGGAAAUACCGGCUGCUGGAGUAGCGUUGGAAGGAUAGGUGGUGCACAGGAUGUUAAUCUUCAGGUACCAGGGUGUGUCACGAAGAAGGGCACUGUUAUUCACGAGUUGAUGCACGCAGUGGGCUUCCUCCACGAACAGAGUCGCUUUGAGCGAGACCAAUUUGUGUCCAUCAACUGGCAAAAUAUCAUGCCGGGUCGCGCCGGGAACUUCGACAAAGCGUCAAAGGGCACAACUGAUGGCUUCGGGGUGGGAUACGACUAUGGGAGUGUUAUGCAUUAUUCCGGAAAUGCAUUUUCAGUUAAUGGACGACCAACGAUUGUUCCCAAGGAAGGAAACGGCCUCUUGGAUCUCAUUGGCGAAGUAUUCCAGGGGAGAACGAAUAUCAUGUUGGGGCAACGCGAGGGGUUCAGUAGACGAGACAUCCAGAAGAUAAGGAGGAUGUACAGGUGCAGCAAACGUCGACGAAGUAACAAUUAAUUAUUCAAACUAACUGGCACAUCAGUAAUUAUGGGCAUUGGAA